Molecule: messenger RNA, 2552 nt
Organism: Nerophis lumbriciformis (worm pipefish)
Lineage: Eukaryota; Metazoa; Chordata; Actinopteri; Syngnathiformes; Syngnathidae
Gene: sesn2
Product: sestrin 2
Biological process (GO): regulation of response to reactive oxygen species; cellular response to leucine starvation; cellular response to L-leucine
Cellular component (GO): nucleus
Molecular function (GO): L-leucine binding; oxidoreductase activity, acting on peroxide as acceptor
Source: RefSeq, a predicted model, not a curated record
CUACGUCACAGUGACGUCACUAAUCAGGCUAAGAAAGCCACAGUUGCGUGAAACCGGCGUCUUCCAACUUUUACUUUUUUUUGUUCGUCUCUCCUCCGGCGCCCCGGUUCGCGCUCCGUCCUCUGUGGGUGACUUCGCACAUUCGAAGAGUUCAGUCCCGGUUCGGGCCACGGCACCGCCGCCUCGAGUCACCGUAGAGCCGCCCGAAGCAGUUUGGAGCAUCUGCCAACAGCCAGUUAGCUUAGCUUAGCAUAGUUAGCUUAGCAUAGUUAGCUUAGCAUAGUUAGCUUAGUUUAGACAGCUUAGCAUAGUUAGCUUAGCCUAGUUAGCUCGGCUGCCGUCAGUCCGGCGGGGAUGAGAAGAGGAAUAUCCGGCUUCUGUGAACGUUGUCCGCCGGUGUUAAUCAUUGACGGAGCUGGCGGUUGCGCAGUAAACUGAAGCGAGCAGCGGCAGAUAAAAGUAGUUAACGUGGAGGCUGACGGGGGCUAGCGAACUAUCUCAUGUCCGCCCAGAAGCGAGAGAUGGCCAGUGACACCGAGAACGGCUUCACCUGCCGGACCAACGGAGACGGCGCGCCGGGCCCGCAGUCCCGCGGCUCCGGCGACACGACUCGCCGCCGCCGGUGCCAGUCCGAGACCGGAGCCGACGACGGCGGCGCCCCCACCAUGAAGAGCCUGGCGCGGCUCUGCAGCAGGGACGAGGAGGAGAGGGCAGCGGCUCUGGAGGAGCUGAGCCGCGGGGUCCUGGUGUGUCUGGGUCUGGACCGGCCCGGCUCCACUCGCCUGGGCAAGGACACGCUGCUGCAUCUGCUGCGGCUCUCGUCCUCCUGUCCGUUAGCGGAGGUGCGCGCCAGAGCCACGGAGCUGCUGCGAGCCGCUCAGGAGCAAGGAGUUGACGUGCCCCGCGCCCUGGCCCCCGGUCCCAGUGCCUUCAUCCCUGCCAAACAGAUAUCGAAAGAAAGGCCCGACCAGGACAUCCUAAUCGAAUCCUUCCUCUCCCUGGGCCGCGUGGACCACGUCACCAUGGUGAUGGCGCUGCACCCCGCCUACCUCAGCUGUUUCCUGAGGACCCAGCAUGACCUGCUGGUGCUGGACGGCCCCUUGCCUCGCCACUGGAGGCAUUACAUCGCCAUCAUGGCGGCGGCCCGGCACCACUGCUCCUACCUGGUGCAGCAGCACAGCGCCGGCUUCCUGGAGGCCGGCGGAGACGAGAGCUGGCUGAGCGGCCUGCAGCACGCCCCCGCCAAGCUGCGCAGUUUGCACCCCCUCAACAAGCUGCUGGCGCACAGACCCUGGCUGGUCACCCAGCUGCACAUCCAGGAUCUGGUGUACCCGGGCGCCGAGCUCCGCUGGUCACUAGCCGAGCUCAUACAGGCCGUCAUCCUCAUGGCGCACGCCCACUCGCUCUGCUCCUUUGUGUGGGGCUGCGGACUCAACCCGGAGCCGGACCACGUCGGAGGCCACACCUUCCUGCCGCCCUCGCCCGGACACCCAACCCGCAGUCCCAACAGCCCCGCCCACGAGGACGGCCGUCAAGAGCUGGUGGACGGAGCAAUGGAGGUGGAGGUGCUGAUGAAGAGGAUGGUGGAGCUCCAGCAGCAGGACGAGGAGUGCACACAGGAGGAGAUGGUGACGCGCUUUGAGCGGGAACGAAGCGAGAGCAUCCCGACGGCGGUGGUGCGAGGAGCGCCACCCGAGCGACUGCUGCAUCUGGUGGAGGACCCGGAGUUCAGAUACGAGGACUUUGCCCCCAGAGGAGAGCAAGCCCCGCCCACCAUGAGAGCUCAGGACUACUCCUGGGAGGACCACGGCUACUCGCUGGUCAACAGACUGCUGCCGGACAUGGGACAGCUCCUGGACGAGAAAUUCCAGGUGGUGAGCAACCUGACCUACCACAGGAUGGCCAUGCACGAGGGCGUGGACACGCACACUCUGAGAAAAGCCCUGUGGAACUACAUCCACUGCCUCUACGGCAUACGGUACGACGACUACGACUAUGGCAGCGUCAACGUGUUGCUGGAGCGCUCCUUGAAGGUGUUCGUCAAGACCAUGGCCUGUCACCCCGAGCAAACCACCGCACGCAUCUACCACGCCUUCUGGAGGCACUUCAGACACUCUGAGAAGGUCCACGCCAACCUCAUCGUGAUGGAGGCUCGCCUGCAGGCGGCGCUGUUGUACACCCUGCGAGCCAUCACUCACUACAUGAGAUGACGCCCGGGACCAGCACGUUGCCCACGCUGAGCCAGCUGUGUUGCUGUACCACAGCCCCCAAAACAAUAACUUCUCCACGUUAGUAUUUACAUAUCCGUUGUGUCGCAGUGUUCAAAAGAUGUUUGCCAAUAUUUAAAAAGUGUUUCUUGUUUUGCACUGAGAGUCCACUGUUUGCUUAUCAAUCCGAGAGCGUCUCCUCCUCCUCCGCCGAAUGUUCCUAUCGACGUGCUCGUUUAGUCCGACGACACUCGGAGCCGUCCGUGUCCUACACGUCGAGGACGAAGAGUGAAAGAAAUUGAAAAGCCUGUAUUUUUCUAAACAAUAAAAAAGUGACUUGAGAAA